Ostreobium quekettii is the source of this 969-nucleotide messenger RNA. The record is from the annotation of a GenBank genome assembly. NCBI's taxonomy places the organism in Eukaryota, Viridiplantae, Chlorophyta, Ulvophyceae, Bryopsidales, Ostreobiaceae.
AUGGACCCUCCCGCCGAUCCCCCUCCCGCCGUCGUGUGCUACCACUACCCCUGCCUGGACGGCGUUUUCGCGGCGCUGGCCGCGCGGCUGGGCCUCCCAGAGGGCGGCCCACGGGUCAGAUUCGUGCCGCUGACGGUGCACUCGCCGCCGUCGUGCGCGGCCGACCUGGGGCUGGAGGGUGGCGAGCAUGUUUAUUUGCUGGACUACGUGGGGCCCAGGGGUUUUGCCUUGAAUGUUGCAAAGGUGGUGCGGAGGCUCACCGUGCUCGACCACCACAAGACAGCACUGGACAUUCUGCCCGGAAGGGGAAGUGGCUGUCCUGCCAACAUGGAUGUUGUGCUGGACAUGAAGAGGAGUGCUGCCACAAUUGCAAUGGACUACUUUAAACCACGUGCAGUUUUGGAUUCGCCAAAAUUGAGAUGGGCAUUCCGAUAUGUUGAGGAUGCAGACCUUGCCCGCUGGAAGCUCAAGAACAGCAAGCCCUACACAGCAGGCAUUGCCCGAAAAAAUCUUGAGUUCGACUUCAACAAGAACCCACGCAUUUUUGACCAGCUGCUGCGCCUCGAUACAGCAGAGAUGACGCGUAUGGGGCGUAAAAAGAUGCGGGCAGAUUUGGGACUUAUGGAGCCCAUUGUGCGGCAGGCCUUCGAGGUGGCGAUUGGCGGGGCAGAUGCUGCUGGGAGGGACUGGGGCAGGUGCCUAGCAGCGCGAGCGGACGACCUGCACCAUCUGCGCAGCGGAAUCGGAAACAGGCUUGCAAGGAUGUCCCGCGCACGUGGUUUGCGGGCGAUCGGCCUGGUGGCUUACUUCGAGCCAGAAAUGAAUGACAGGAGGAAGAUCAAGUGCAGCCUCCGCAGCCUGGGGAGGGAGGACACGACAAAGAUCUCCGAAUUCUUUGGUGGUGGGGGCCACACCAAUGCGAGCUCCUGUUUCGUUGACUUUGAGGCCUUUCAGACUUGGAGAACCUGA